This is a messenger RNA of Prorocentrum cordatum, 1168 nucleotides long. NCBI's taxonomy places the organism in Eukaryota, Dinophyceae, Prorocentrales, Prorocentraceae. The record is from the annotation of a GenBank genome assembly.
GUUGAUUGAUCCCUUCCUUUUGUUCCUCGAACCGCCGGCGCCACCGCCGGGGAGCCCACGAUGCCGUGGCAGGGCCGCCCUCAGACGUCCUUGCAGGACUCCACGUCACCAGGGGGGCCGGCGCUGGAUCUCAGGGCGGCGAUGCGGCUCACCGCCACCAGGGCCACCGCCAGCAGGCAGGCGCACGAGCAGAAGCAGGAAGCCAUGGACAGAAGGAGAAAAAAAAUGUCGGACAGCAGAAGGCAGACCACGACGGCGUUGAGCGGCACGCGGUAGAUGUUGUACACCGUGCCCCGGAUCUGCUCCGGAACGAUCUGACUCUUCAGCAUGCCGACGGUCGGGAAGUAGGCGCCGACACAGAACUCGAACAGGAGGAACGCCGCGAACACGGAUGUCCGUCGCCCGCGACCUGCCGCCCAGCCAGGCCGGGACCACGAAGGCAACGAUCCCGGCUGCAAGCAGGAGGAUCAGCCGCGUCGUGGGCUGCAGCGCAUCGCUGGAGAUGGUGGCCGCGGAGGCCCCGCACAUGCACGCCAUCAUGAAGAGCGCGAAGACGGCCGGCGGCACGCAGGAGACCCGGAGACCCAGGCAUGCUCCCCAGACCCCCUUGUGUUGUGAAAAAGUCACGACGGGAGACCUCUGGGGGUCGACGCUGCGGAAAAAAAAAAACACGACGUCGAGGGUCUGGGUCGCGUGGUGGGAUACAGCCGACAAUGUGAUCAAGAAAAUAUCAGCCAGCGUUGACUCCAAAGAGAUAGAUGGACAGGAGAAGAACGAGAGAAGGAGACAGAGCUGGUGGGCGCCAUUGGAAAUAAGGGGGGGUGGCCGGUGAGAACUUCCGUUGAAAACCCUCGGACAUGUUGGUAGAGGCCUGGGGAGGAGGGCCGUGCUGGGAGUACCCCCUGCGGGCCCGCACCAAGAAGGUCACUCGGGCGAAGGGCCAAAUCUUGCGCGCAGCCGAGAUGAGCCCAUGGGGUGGCGGCGUGGCCUCAGGAGAAGAGACAGCGGCAGAAGUAUAAACUUUCGGAGAUCGGACCUCUGAGGGUCGGGCGGAUGUUUUGGAUCAGCGGCGCUCACCGUUGCGGCGCCUCCGGGGGGGCGAUGCCCAUCUACGAAAACCGCACAGUACUCCGAAAAUGUAUGUUUCUGGUGUGGUUUCUUCUUCGAU